This is a messenger RNA of Somion occarium, 1711 nucleotides long. The record is from the annotation of a GenBank genome assembly. Lineage: Eukaryota; Fungi; Basidiomycota; Agaricomycetes; Polyporales; Cerrenaceae.
CAUCACUGCAGCAUGAUAGCAGAAGCUGAUAUCAUCGCCUUGAAUCAGUCGUGAACCUAAUGCUGCGUUCGUGAUCUCACGACUGCUUACGAUCAGAGCUUUCUUCAGACGACAUGCAAAAGCAGCGUGUAGAGUCCUCAUCGAAUCAAUACAAGCUGCACGGUCCGAGCUGGCAUCAAAAUUCAUCAAUCCUCAUUUAAUCCAUGCGCACACUACAGAAUGUCUAACCUUCCCCCAUUAAACCCGCCUGAAGCUGCUCAAUGGCCCUCUUCUUUGACAUAAGUGGUUUUGUCUUCGGAGCUUUGGGCGUCGUCGGGGUAUUUCAACUUAUCUUUUCCCUUAUUCACUACUUCACUCCCAGAAAAAGGUUGAAUGCACUGGAGGAGACCUAUUCGCAAACGUACGCACUUUUCCGGUGCGGCCUAGAAGAAGGUCUCUUUCUCCCAAAGGAGGCGCAAAGGACUGAAGAGAAUCUGCGAAGAGACCGUGCAGAAAUGAACACUUUGCGAGCUCGGGUAUUUUGCGCCAGGGGUUUCUAUCGUCAGUGCUUAGAUAUCUGGCGUGGUCUGUCCCGGAGGAUCACUGCCGUCGAACAGAGGGUCCAGGAACUUCGCGUCCAAAUAUUGUCUACCAGUGAGAAGGGCAGGGCUCGGCUCGAAUCAAAUGGACAGUUGUAUAAACCGUGUAUCUCACCCCCGCACACUAUGGCUCUGUUGUCUUCGACUCAAGAAGGGAUGCCGUUACCUGAUCCUCGUACCCAGACACAUUCGGUGGAGGCUGUGAAUUCACCAAACACCACAGCCGAUGUAGUAACAUCUAGGAGCGAUCCCAAUUACCAACCUACGCCACACUGCAUAUCAUCAGCAAAUGAAAUAUGUAGAGCGAGCAUUGUCCCGGAGCACCGAGACUCUAUCAGCUCUAUGUCAAGUAGCGCGACAUUGGUUGCUCUGGAAGCCGGCUGCCGUAUGAUUUCUGGGCACGGCGACACAUCUGGGUCCUCUGCCAGACCCGCUUCCUCCUUUGAUGCACCUAUAUGCAGCUCCAGUAACUUGGAUCUGGUCCCAGUGACGAAGACAUCCUCAGCUCCAUUUGUAGCGGAACCAGACGUGGACCCGGACCUCACUGCCACUACAAACCACUCUAAAGUAAUUGCUGAUCUACGGAAAUGCGUCGAGUUCCUGACUUCAAUUAUCCUGAGCUCUCCCCAUCUUCGUAAACAGCUCGCGACUGAGAUCAAUGCGACGGAGAUGGAUAUCUCUGAUAGUUUCGGCCCAAUUCACCCUUUGAAGCGAUUUUUUACGCAACCUCAUGCUGACAUCGAGCACCAGAUCAUGUCUGUAGGACACGCCUCCGCCUGCUGAGGGUAAUCACCCCUUUAUAUGUCACACCCCGCGAUGCAACGUCGCCUGGCUCGCAGCAGGUGUUGUUGUCAUGGUCGCACAUUCGUCCGUCAUUUCCUGUUUUGCUGUUUUUCGCUCUCAUUUAUGCUGUCUGAUUGCUGUUUUGUUUUCUCUGCUUUACAAGUGUCCCUCGAGCUACUUCUGAAUUGCUUCGUUUAAUUUCGAUGACGCUCUGCUCAUUGUUUUCUUCGUCGGCUUGUAUCAUUAGUGUCAAUCUGCUGUGUUCCUCCGCUUGCUUAUUUAUCUCAUCCGUAUUUGGUGUGUUGUUGACUUAUCCCUUUCCAAAUGUCGAUGGCAACCGAUAUACUCAU